AUGUCGGACGAAAAAGGAAAAUUUGUUUUGGCGAAUGUUUCUCCUGGAAUGCACGUCUUGGCUGUAGAAAAAGAACAUUUUGAAUUUAAUGAAUUAAAUUUUGAUGUUUCUUCAAAAACAAAAAAAUUAAUUAAAUUCUUUCCAAACAGAAUAGCAGUUUGUGGACAAAUUUUGUCUGCCGAUGAACUAGAAAAAAUUUCUUUUAAAGUUUAUUCACUAGAUGAAAAUGUUUUUAUUGAUGGUGUUGUAACAAAUUUUGAAGGGAGAUUCUGUAAGAUGCUUACACCAGGAAAAUAUUUAAUUACGCCAAUUUCUAAAUUGCUUCUUUCACCAAGUAAAGUGGAAAUUGAUUUAAAAGAAGAGCCAAUUCUCGAUUUAAAAUUUACUCAACACAAAUCAAAAAUUAGUGGAACAAUCAAAUGCCUUAAAAAAUGUGGAAAAAUUUCAAUAAAACUUUUUGAUGAACAUGGAGAAAUUGUGGAUGAAUUUGUUAAUACAAAAGGAGAUUACUAUUUUAAUGACGUGCUACCAUCAAAAUAUAUAGUAAAAAUCUUUGACGAACAAAACUUUUUGUGGGUUGAAAGUGAAAAGAAUAUAAUUGUUGAAGGUGAUGAUAUUAAAGAUUUAGACUUUAUUCAAAAAGGUUAUUUCUUGGAAAUUAAAUCAUCAAAGUCAGCACUUUUGAAAUAUUGGUCUGAUACAAAAGAGAACCGGAAAACGGAAGAAUUACAAUUAAAAGAAGGGGAAAAUAAAAUUUAUUUUGAAGAAGAAAAUAAAUAUUAUUUUUCAAUUGAAUCUUGUCAUGAAUUUAAAGUUGAAGGGAUUGAUGAACAACAAAAAUAUUUUAAUAUUCCUUCAAAUAUUCCUUUAAUAUUAACUGCUGUAAGUUCUUCUGUUACUGCUUUUGUCCAAACUGAUGUUGAAGAUAAUACUCUUGAAAUGGAAUUGAGAGAGAAACCAACCAAUGAAGAACAAACUCUUCAAAAAGUUUAUUCAACAAAUAAAGGCAAAAUGUUUCUCUUUUCAUUAAAUAAUUCUAAAAUUGGAAAUAAAUAUCAAUUUAUGCCAAAAUCUAAUAAACUUUUGUUUAUGCCAAAAUUGGUGGAUUUUGAAUUUAAUGGCGAAUGUGAGGGUGUAGUAGCUUCAUUUAAUAGCCAAAUUGGGAAAUUUAUUAAAGGAAAGGUGGAACCUUUAGUUGAAAAUGCUUUUGUGAAAGCAAUACAUAAAACGGAUGAGAGUGAUGUAUUGACAACUAAUACAGACAAUAAAGGAUUGUUUAGUAUUGGACCUGUUUGGAAAGAAGAAGAUUUUUCUAUUGAAAUAAUCAAGGAAGGAUUUAUUUUUGUUAAAAUGGCUGAUUAUCCCAACAGUUUUACUUCAAUUAAAUUAACACAACUUCGAAUACAAUUUUUGGAAGAAAAGACAAAUAAACCUCUUUCUGAUAUUUUAGUUUCGAUUAGUGGAGGUUCAAAUUUUCGUUCAAAUAAUAUUACAAACGAAACUGGGCUUUUGAAAUUUAUUGGAUUGAUGCCUGGAUCUUAUUUUAUUCGUCCAAUUUUACAAGAAUAUAAAUUUAAUUCGAGUUCUUUUUCUUUUCAAAUAAAUGAAGGAGAAGAAAAAGAAUUAAUUUUGGAAGCAAAAAGAAUUGCUUACAGUGCUUUUGGAAAAGUUUCAACAAUUGGAAGUAGAAAUUUUAAAUUUCCAAUCCGUGUUGAGGCUAUUUCUGUUGAAUGUGAGAAUCAUCAGGAGGAAGAUUUAAUAGAUCAACGUUCUGGUGAUUUUCGAAUUAAAGGACUUAAACCUCAAUGCAACUAUCAAAUUUCUUUAAAAAAUUCUGAAGGAGGUGAUAGUAUUCCUGCCUUUCCUUCUUUUUUUAAUUUUAUUGUUGGAACAGAAAAUAAAAAUGAUAUAAAUUUUUCAAUUUUACCUUCUGACCGUCCAUCUCCAAUAGUUAUUGGAGAAAUUGAAAUUGAGCAAACAAAAAAUUCUAAUGGAUUUAGAGUUGUUUUAUUGGAAGAUAAUAAUGCAAUUAAUGAACAAUUAAUUAAAAGUCAUUCUUCUUUGUUUGAAUAUUCAAUUAUUGUUGAUUUAAUUGAUUCAAAACAAUCAAAAAUGGAUUCUGUUUCAGUCAAUUUCUUUGCAAAUUCUCAAUUUAAUUAUGUUAGGUAA
This is a messenger RNA of Meloidogyne enterolobii, 2169 nucleotides long. The record is from the annotation of a GenBank genome assembly. Lineage: Eukaryota; Metazoa; Nematoda; Chromadorea; Rhabditida; Meloidogynidae.